GAGCGCUAUUAUUAGGUAUCGUACAUAUCUUUAACUUGGUGACUUGCGAGACGUGUGUGUUUUAAGUUGGAUGCUGUAUCUGCUCAUCAUUUUUAUUGAAAAACAAUUUCAAUAGUGCAAUGCAUUCAUUGAAUAUCAUCACAACUGUGUGGCUUAUGUGAUAAGAUUGUAGGUCAGAGGUGAAUUAAAUUGGUCAGUAGAAGCAAGAUGACUACUACAGCGGAGCAGGGAUAUAAAGGCGGGUUGGGCUCGCUGGCAUCGCCCCGCGACCUAGACGAGUAUAACGAAGUUGAUGACGAGGACGAGAUGGUUGCCGCGGAGCGCGAUUUAGCCGAAGACGCGCAAUGGAAAAAAAUCCAACAAAAUACCUUCACGAGGUGGGCAAACGAACAUUUAAAAACGGUACAAAAGCACAUAGGAAAUUUGGAAACAGAUCUAAGUGACGGAUUACGUUUAAUUACACUAAUUGAAGUACUCUCAGGACGUAAACUACCAAAACAUACGAAAAGGCCGACUUUUCGUUCGCAAAAAUUGGAAAACGUAUCAGUGGCACUCAAGUUUCUCCAAGAAGACGAGAACAUUAGAAUUGUAAAUAUAGAUUCAUCACAUAUAGUGGACUGUAAAUUAAAACUUAUAUUAGGAUUAAUAUGGACAUUAAUUUUACAUUAUUCAAUUUCAUUGCCUAUGUGGGAGGGAGAAGACGAAGUAAGCAAUGGGCAAGGACCUACUCCAAAACAAAGACUUCUAAACUGGAUACAGAACAAAGUACCCGAUUUACCAAUUACAAAUUUCACUACAGAUUGGUCGAGCGGUAAAGCUGUUGGAGCUUUAGUCGAUGCCGUUGCGCCAGGAUUGUGUCCCGAUUGGACGGAUUGGAAUACGAACGAUUCUGUACAAAACGCUGCAGAAGCUAUGGGCUUGGCCGACGAUUGGCUAAAUAUUCCACAACUCAUCAAACCAGAAGAAAUGGUCAAUCCCAAUAUCGACGAACAAUCAAUGAUGACCUAUUUAUCUCAAUAUCCAAAUGCCAAACUAAAACCGGGUGCCCCAUUAAGACCAAAAACAAAUCCCAAUAGGGUCCGCGUUUACGGGCCAGGAAUAGAACCGAUAGGACCGGUUGUUGGAGCGCCUGCAAAUUUCACAAUAGAAACCUUUUCUGCAGGCAUGGGAGAAGUUGAAGUGUCAGUAGAAAACCCUGUUGGCCAGAAGGAACCGGUAGAAGUUCGUUUCAACAACGAUAGGAACUUAACGUACUCAAUAGCGUAUACUCCGAAACAAGAAGGCGUCCAUAAAGUAACUGUGAAGUUUUCUGGGAGGGAGGUUCCCAAGAGUCCGUACCAGGUUACAGUUGAGGGGCACGCGGGAGAUCCCAACAAAGUAACUGCUUCAGGACCUGGGUUACAACCCGAUGGUGUUUGCAUUAAUAGAUCAACAUACUUUGAUAUUUCUACAAAAGAUGCCGGGAGAGGGGUACCCGAGGUGAUUAUAUUAGAUCCGUCAGGAAAUAAAAAUUCGGUUCCCGUAAAGGUCCGGCAGACAUCUCCCGACAUUUGGAGAUGCGAAUAUGUCUCACCGACUGUUGGUUUACAUUCCGUUAAUAUAUUUUUUGCUGGAAAAUCCAUUCCAAACAGUCCUUAUGGCGUACGUAUAUCACCUGUAUCUGAUGCGAAGAAAGUCAGAGCAAGCGGUAGAGGUUUACAACCACAAGGAGUUAGAGUAAAAGACGAUGCAGAUUUUAAAAUAUACACCGAGGGUGCCGGCGAAGGGCAUCCUGAAGUAAAGAUUAUCGGACCUGGUGCUGUAGCAAUUCCUUGUAAAUUACACAAAGUUGACGGAACAACGUAUCAAGUCGUAUACAAUCCUCAAAAAGAGGGAAGGUAUAUUGUGAUGGUCACAUUCGCUGGCCAAGAAAUCUACAAAUCUCCUUUCGAAGUCAAUGUAGGACCUUACAAAGAAACGCAAAUUCGCGCAUAUGGGCCCGGUUUAAUGGGAGGAGUUACAGGCUAUCCGGCUCUGUUCACUGUGGAAACCCAUGGAGAGACGGGCGCGUUAGGAUUUAGUAUUCAAGGCCCUUCGCAAGCAAAAAUAGACUGUCACGAUAACGGAGACGGUUCUGCAGAUAUCAAGUAUUACCCCACCGCCCCAGGUGAAUAUGCAGUGCAUAUACUUUGCGAUAACGAAGACAUUCCAAAUAGUCCAUAUAUUGCUCAAAUUUUUCCGACCACUGAUUACUACCCUGAUAAGGUGGAGGUGUAUGGGCCUGGUAUUGAACCAACAGGAGUACACAAAGGGAAGCCUGCUACUUUUUCCAUUGACACGCGCAAAGCAGGAUCGGCCCCACUUGACGUACAGGUCAUGGACCCCAAGUGUAACAAAGUAGACGUAAAUUUAAAACAAAAAGCUGACGGUCUCGUCGACGGCUCUUACACCCCUAAAACUGGAAAUAAACACACAGUUCAGGUUAAUUACGGAGGAGUUGCAACCAAUAACUCUCCAUUCAGAGUUUUUGUGUCAGAACCACUGGAUAUUACAAAAGUUCACUGCUUUGGUCCCGGAAUCCAAAAUGGAGUGAAAACUAACACGCCCGCCCAUUUCAAUGUUGACGCCAGAGACGCUGGGCAGGCUGAUUUAGAAGUGGUACUUAUGAAUGAAGACACUAGACACGAAAUUCCUGUCAACGUUGCAGAUAACGAAGAUGGAACUUAUACUGUAGAUUAUGAAACUCCACACUCCGGAACGCAUUCAGUUACGCUGCAUUAUGGCGGUUUCAACGUGCCUAGUACUCCAAUCAAGUUUAAAGUCGAGCCAAAUGUCGAUGUGUCGAAGAUAAAAGUUGACGGAUUGGAACCAACGGCACCAGUGAAUAGUUUACAACAAUUCCGAGUUAUAACGCACGGCGCUGGAAAGGCGGAAUUUGCCGUUUCUAUUACAAGUCCCUCGGGAAGUAAAGUAAAAGCGCACGUUAUUCCAACGCACGAAGGUUUUCUCGUUAAUUUUACCCCAACCCAACUUGGAGAAUACUUACUCGGAAUAUCUUUCGGAGGAGAACCAAUUUCACAUAAGCCAUUUAGAUUAACUUGCUUGACCGGAAGUGACCCUUUGAAAGUGAAGGCUUCCGGACCCGGUUUGCAUAGAGGGAUUGUUAACAAACCGGCGGAGUUUAUGAUAGACACUCGAGGAGCAGGACAAGGGGGACUUGGUGUAACCGUGGAAGGACCUUGUGAGGCCGCUAUUAACUGUAGAGAUAACGGAGACGGCACAUGCUCAGUUGCCUAUCUCCCUACAGAAAUUGGAGAUUACGUUAUUAACAUUACAUUUAACAAUGAUCAUAUACCUGGAAGCCCUUACCAAGCUAUUGUUGUACCUGGUGUAGACUUCACCAAAAUUAAAGUCUCUGGAAAUGGUAUCCAGUUUCAUGGUGUUUAUGUUGAUUCUCCCACGGAUUUCUUGGUCGAUACGCGAGGAAUACCGAAAUUACGAGAUGAUGGUAAAGUGACCUGCACAAUUACGAAUCCGUCGGGUGCCCAAACUGAAAAAUUAGUAACACCUUUGCUCGAUGGGACCUAUAAAGUUAGCUACACUCCAUUUGAAGAAGGAAGACAUACUAUAGAUAUAUUUUAUGACAAUAUGCCAGUCCCUGGAUCGCCAUUUAUAGUUAAUGUAAGGCGAGGGUGCGAUGCCAAGAAAUGUAGAGCGUUUGGACCUGGUCUUGAGCAAGGUUUCGUUAAUAGAGCUAACGUUUUUACUGUAGAAACAAAAGGUGCCGGAACUGGAGGUUUAGGGUUAGCUAUUGAGGGUCCUUCUGAAGCGAAGAUGACCUGUGCAGAUAAUCGUGAUGGUUCCUGUUCUGUGGAGUAUAUCCCAACAGAAGCUGGGGAAUAUGAUGUAACAAUUAAAUUUGCUGACGAACAUAUAACUGGUUCGCCCUUCAAAGUGAACAUUGAGUAUGAGGUCGACGCAGACUUGGUAACAGCAUAUGGGCCUGGCUUAGAUCCAUCACACUGUAGAACUGGCGUACCAACAAAGUUCACCAUUGACACGUCAAAAUCGGGCAGAGCUCCAUUAUCGGUUAAUAUUCGAUCUGAUCAAGGAGCUUUACCUAAGAAACCCGAAAUUGUGGAUAACGGUGAUGGUAUUUACGACGUAACGUACAUCCCUCCAAACGAAGGGGCGAAUUUGCAAGCGCAAAUUUUAUAUAAUGGGAAAGAUAUACCUCACAGUCCGUUUCCACUGCGAGUUCGUCCCUAUGCCGAACCCGACAAUGUCAAACUUAGCGGGCCCUGCAUAACCGAAAAAUCCGUGCCUGCCUCCAUUCCUACCACAAUUCAAGUUGACACUAACGACGCUGGGUAUGGUGAUUUAGAAGUUCGAAUUAUGGGACCGGAUGGCCAUUUGCGACCAGUAAAAAUUACAGACAAUUUGGACGGAACGUUCGGGGCGACCUUCACUCCUGACGAUUGUGGAAGGUACAAAGUGGAUGUGAAAUAUGCCGAUCAAGAAGUUCCCCGAUCUCCUUUCCACGUACAGGUUUACGCAGUGGGAAAUGCCGAAAAGUGUAAAAUUACGCAAGGCGCUCAAAAACACCUGGUUAGCGGAGAAGAAUGUUGCAUUGUCGUUAAUGCAGAAAAUGCGGGUGUUGGUGCUGUGACUUGUAGAAUCCGAUCGACUUCUGGCAGUGAUCUCGAUAUUGAUAUCGUCGAUAAUGGUGAUGGAACAUUCAACAUUUACUACAACGUUAAAGACGCCGGGGAUUACACCGUCAGUAUCAAGUUUGGUGGCCAACCAGUUUCUGGAGGAUUUUACACUUUCACUGCAGAGGAACAUAUAACACAAACCGAGAAAACCUAUUCCGGUACGCACACAGAAGUAAAGAAGACUACCGCCCCACUUCAGAAGCAACCAUCCUAUAGGGUUGUAAACCUUGAUAAUAUUCCUCUGCCGACUACAGGAGGACACGUUACAGCGGAUAUCAAAAUGCCAAGCGGAAACAUAGACAAACCUGUAAUCGAAGACAAUCGGGAUGGAACCGUUAGCAUUAAAUACGAUCCACGUGAGGAAGGGCUUCACGAAUUGUCGGUGAAGUACAACGGCGAACACGUCCAAGGUUCUCCAUUUAAAUUCCACGUAGAUUCUAUAAGUUCGGGCUACGUAACUGCUUAUGGGCCCGGGCUUACGCAUGGUGUAAGUGGCGAACCCAGUAAUUUCACCAUUUCCACAAAGGGUGCUGGAGCCGGCGGCCUAUCGUUAGCCGUAGAAGGACCUAGUAAAGCCGAAAUCAGUUGCCACGACAAUAAAGACGGAACAGUGUCGGUGUCAUAUCUUCCUACGGCGCCCGGAGAAUACAAAAUAUCAGUAAGGUUUGGAGAUAAACACAUUAAAGGUUCGCCGUUCAACUCCAAAAUUACUGGGGAAGGUCGAAAACGUAAUCAAAUAUCUGUUGGAUCGUGUAGUGAAGUUUCUCUACCGGGAAAAAUAUCUGACGAUGACAUCCGCGCUCUAAACGCUUCGAUUCAAGCUCCUAGCGGCUUGGAAGAACCGUGCUUCUUAAAGAGACUACCUACUGGCAAUAUCGGAAUAUCGUUUACGCCGCGUGAAAUUGGUGAACAUGUUGUGUCAGUUAAAAAAAUGGGAAAACAUAUUACAAAUUCUCCUUUUAAAAUUAACGUAUGUGAAAGAGAGGUUGGAGACGCGAAGAAAGUUAAAGUUUCGGGAACGGCAUUAAAAGAAGGUAAAACGCAGGUAGACAACAUGUUCUCUGUCGAUACGCGAAAUGCUGGUUUUGGAGGUUUGUCGCUCUCCAUUGAAGGUCCUAGCAAGGCAGAAAUCCAGUGCAACGAUAAGGAAGACGGCACCUUAAAUAUUUCGUACAAACCCACCGAACCUGGGUACUACAUCAUUAAUUUAAAAUUCGCCGACCAUCAUGUACAAGGAUCUCCGUUUACUGCCAAAAUUACGGGCGAGGGUUCUAAUCGCCAACGUGAAAAGAUCCAAAGGGAACGCGAAGCGGUUCCAAUUACCGAAGUUGGAAGUCAAUGUAAAUUGACCUUCAAAAUGCCAGGUAUUACAGCAUUUGAUUUGUCCUCCAACGUAACCUCGCCGGGUGGGGUCACCGAAGAUGCAGAAAUCAAUGAAGUUCAAGAUGGCUUGUAUGCCGUUCACUUUGUCCCUAAAGAACUGGGUAUUCAUACCGUCUCUGUUAAGUACAAGGAUAUGCACAUACCUGGUUCACCAUUCCAAUUUACGGUUGGACCCUUAAGGGAUCACGGAGCUCAUUUAGUUAAAGCGGGAGGUGGCGGUUUAGAACGUGGUGAACAAGGAGAGAUUAACGAAUUUAACGUGUGGACCAGAGAAGCCGGUAGUGGUCAGUUGGCCAUAUCUGUUGAAGGACCGAGCAAAGCUGAAAUUCAAUUUACGGAUCGUAAAGACGGAUCUUGUGACGUUGCGUAUAAAGUUUCAGAACCAGGCGAAUAUAGAAUUGGGAUUAAAUUCAACGAUGAGCAUGUGCCAGAUUCUCCGUAUAAAGUUUACAUUUCACCGGCUGUUGGAGACGCCCAUUUAUUAGAAGUGGCGCAAUUCCCUCAAGGAUGUGUUCAGGCCGAUACACCUUCUCAUUUCAUUGUGAAAAGAAACGGGGCUGGAAAAGGAGACCUCGAUGGCAAAAUCAUAGGACCUUCUGGCCAUGAAGAUGAUUGCUUCAUUCAAAUUAUUGACGCAGAGGAAUAUUCCGUAAGAUUUAUGCCGAGAGAAAAUGGAAUCCAUAAAAUUCAUGUGAAGUACAAUGGGGUCCAUAUCCCUGGAUCACCAUUCCAAGUAAAAGUUGGUAAAGACACUGCCGAUCCUGCGGCCGUUCAUGCUCAUGGAAAUGGCUUGAAGGAUAUUAAGACAGGUGUUAAAACUGAUUUCGUCAUUGACACUCUUAACGCCGGUGCGGGUACAUUGGCGGUCACCAUUGAUGGUCCAAGUAAGGUCUCUAUGGAUUGCACAGAGGUAGAAGAAGGGUACAAAGUUCGUUAUACACCAUUAGCUCCAGGGGAUUACUACGUUAGCAUAAAAUACAACAACAAUCAUAUUGUUGGUUCUCCAUUUAAAGUUCACAGCACAGGGGAUUCUACGAUGGUCGAUGUUGGUUCGCAAGAAACGUCUUCGGUUAUUGUUGAAACUGUUGCCAAAGUAAGUAAAGAAGGCGGUGUAAAGGCGUCAAUACUGCCAGUUUUCAAAAGUGACGCCUCUAAAGUGAGCUCAAAAGGAAUGGGCUUAAAGAAAGCGUAUAUUGGGAAGCAAAAUCAGUUUACAGUCUCCGCCAAUACAGCUGGCACGAAUAUCUUGUUUGUGGGAGUACAUGGACCAAAGGGUCCUUGCGAAGAAGUCUUCAUCAAACACCAAGGCCAUAAUCAAUAUCAAGUCAAUUAUGUUGUUCGAGAACGCGGUGACUAUAUUAUUAUUCUCAAGUGGGGCGACGAUCAUGUUCCGGGCUCUCCUUUCAAAGUGGAAGUUUCGUAAUGGAUGGACUUGAGAUAAAAGUUCAAUACGUUAAUUAAUUUUUAUCAUUUUGCUAUUGAUACUUAAUUUAUAUGUUUUCGCGUUUUUUCCUAAAUUUUGUGCCAUUUCGUCAUUUUUCUACCUAUUAAGCACAUCUCUAUAUAAUCAACGCGAAAUUUAAUAUUUUAUUAUUGCUAUUUAAAAUGGUGCUUACGUGUACAUACCUUUGUUCCCUAAGUCUUUUGAUUGCAAGUAAUAUUUAUUUUUAAAAAAUUAUAUUUUACUAUCGAUAUAUGAAACUAUUCCCAUUUGUCGUUAUUCUUUACUACUAAAAAUUUAGACAUAAAUCUGAGUAUGAAUGUUACUUUUAAUUAAAAUAAAAUUUGCUUACGAAAA
Photinus pyralis (common eastern firefly) is the source of this 7875-nucleotide messenger RNA. It is a transcript of the gene cher, whose product is annotated as filamin-A. Lineage: Eukaryota; Metazoa; Arthropoda; Insecta; Coleoptera; Lampyridae. The record is from RefSeq and is a predicted model, not a curated record. Gene Ontology annotation, molecular function: actin filament binding. Gene Ontology annotation, biological process: actin cytoskeleton organization. Bases 208 to 7500 code for a protein of 2430 amino acids. The transcript has 28 exons.